AUGAAUGUAAUAGGAGAUUUAUUUACGAGAUUGUGGUGGGGCGGGGACCCGGAUGAGAAGAACCCUGUAUCGGGGAUGUCCCGCCGUGACGUUAACAACGUGAAGAAAUCUUGGGCGAAGAUCUACGCAGACCCUUCAAGGAGUGGCUUUCUCAUAUUCUCUAGACUCUUUGAGGCAGACUCUGAAAGUAAGACCUUCUUCCCAUAUAUUGCGAACGCGUCUGAAGAAGAGAUGGCACAAAACAUGGUGUUCAGAGGUCACAUCGUGUACAUAAUGGCUGCGUUGAACACCGCCGUGGAGAACGUGACGCAGCCGGAGGUGGUGGUGCCCAUCAUGCACAAGCUGGGACAAGCGCACCAAAAGAGGAAUAUACCAAGGAAACAUUUUCUGGUGAUGCGCGAUGUGCUGGUGAACAUUCUCCAGAGCGACCUGCAGGUUGGCGAGGACGUAGUGGCCUCGUGGGUGGUCUUCGUAUCCUUCAUGUACGAACACAUCUUCACCGUUAUCAAGGACUAGACGAGGACUUCACGUAAUCGGAAACAAUAA
Arctia plantaginis is the source of this 546-nucleotide messenger RNA. NCBI's taxonomy places the organism in Eukaryota, Metazoa, Arthropoda, Insecta, Lepidoptera, Erebidae. The record is from the annotation of a GenBank genome assembly.